CCACCAUGGCACCGAUGAACACCACAAUGGUGCCGACCACCCAGACUACUGAUGUCAUGACCACAGCAGCAGCUGGUCCUCGUUCUUGGAGGGUGACAUUCGAUGCCAACUGCACCGUCGCCUUGACUAACAAAGUGGAGUUCCUCCAGAACUGCAGUGUCGAAUGCGCUCAAUGGCUCAGCGCCAAUGAAAGCACCGUGAGGUGCGUAGACGUACUUUGCGGCUCCACCAUUGUCGUUGUAGAAGUCGACCCUUCGGCCAAUCAGACAGCCGUUGCUGAGAAGUUUGAGAACCUUAACGACCCGAACUCUACGGAACCCCUGAUGUUCUCGUUUGGAGGGUCAACGUUUGCAGCAGCGAGUUCAGAGAUCGUCCAGCCACCAACUGCAGCUCCGGAAACUCCUGGAACCACUACUACAUCCCCGAAACCUGCAGGGUCCUUCUGCAUGAUCCGAGGGCUGGAUUACACCGGCUGCGUCAUCUUCCUGUCCUGCGUGAUCGCCAUCGGAGUCAUCCUGCUAGUAGCCAUCCUGUGUUGCAUCGUCAGGUGCUGCCGGCGGCAGAAGAGCAAGUCCUUCGACCUCCUGAGCGACAUCCCCCAUAUCUCUCUGAGCGACUACCCCAUGACGACCAUCCCGCGCCCGUCCGUGUACCAGCACGGGUCAGGCAACCCCGGCCAGGUCAACAUGGCGUACAUCACCGACGACGACCUGGACAAGCCCAAGCAGCCGCUGGAGUCCUCCAACACGAGCCAAUCCAGCCACAGCUCUGGGAGGGCGGAGGACGAGAAGAACACAAGCGCGCUUAACGACAGCGGCAGUAACCAUGUUGUGCAGCAAGCGUCGGGAGCGUCCUACCAGGCUGUUGCGACAGAAGACCAGCCCCCUCCAGUGUACAGCCCCCAAUCAGGUACAAACGGCGUGGUCGUCCAGGCAACGGGAACUGACCAGGCCCCCGGGCCGCUGCCCCCCUCGUCUGCUAGCCCAGUGACCGAAGACUUGCUUGCUCAAAUACCAGAAACUGUGGACACCUCUGAAGUGCCUGAAUCGGAGAACCCUACCAUCUCGUUCAGGGAGGCACCCGACGCACAGGACGACCCUGAGUCCCCUGCUCCUGCGAGUCCCAAGGUCAUCAAAGGUGAAGAUGGUUCCGUGAGCGUCGUCGUCAACUGGUAGACUGGUUCCCCACAGUUCACUAUCAUUGGUCUCAAACAUUUCCAUACCACACAGGGCCCAAAAUCCCCACUUGCAAUUUGCAGGAAAAAAUUGCAAGUUCAGUAUAAGCCUGGCAAGCACAAUCUUGGUGUCCCAGAUUUUAGUAAGAUAUUGUAUAUGUACUGAAUGAUGAAUUUUGGCGCUGCUACAAGAAUGUACUACAAACAACUAAGAGCAAGGUUACUAUACAGGAGACGUAUAACCACAAAAUUUAUACUGAUACAUGUACUUUGAAAAGACCAUUAGAGGGUAGUUUGGAGAAAAUUUUCCAUGUUGGAUUUUUAGUAUCAACUCGUUGAAAUCUGUAUUUAGAAGCAGAAUUUAGAGAAAGAAGUUUUCACCGCAGAAUAAAGGCAGGUUUGAAAGGUAUGUAUUCACCACAAGAAUAUACCUUGAUAAUACGUCAGUUGUUGAUUUU
This is a messenger RNA of Branchiostoma floridae (Florida lancelet), 1632 nucleotides long. RefSeq lists its product as uncharacterized. NCBI's taxonomy places the organism in Eukaryota, Metazoa, Chordata, Leptocardii, Amphioxiformes, Branchiostomatidae. The record is from RefSeq and is a predicted model, not a curated record. Bases 6 to 1175 code for a protein of 389 amino acids. The transcript has 2 exons.